UAAUACCCUUGUUCGCGUUGACUAGCGUCCGCAAUACCCAUGAGGCUCUACGACGAUCUCACGCAGCGAGCGUCCGUGCCAUCCUGCUGGUGAAUGGAGAUUGAACUCGGUUCUGCGAGCGUCUUUUUGUCGUUGAUUUUUCUUCGUUCGCAACUCCAACGUGGUGUGGUGUUCGCCCGUCUUUAAUAUCGUAUUAACAUUCCAUUGCGCUUUGGUUUCUUCGAAGUUGAUCUUCGUGGGCCUGGUCGCCCCUUAUACUAAUUGUGUGUUUUUUUAAUUGCUCUAUUUGGUCGUUGGUCGCUUCGUGUGCCGACGAUAAAGUUGGCCGCAUCGGAUAACGGUCGCAAGAUAGCCACCUCUUGAAAAAAACGUGAACGAGGGGUUUCUAGCUGAAGGAGGGGUCAUAAUAAAAUAAUCAUCGCCAUGGCAAGCCUUGAGUCCACGAAGCCGAUGGUGAAAAUACCAAAUAUUAAGAACGGGUUACCUGCGAGACCAAAACCGCCAGUUAAUUACCGGAAGACGCUUCCGCCGUUACCACCGCCAUCGCCAUUACCUUUGCCUUCAUAUCCCGGUGAGAAGAAUAAGGGGCCGGAUAACAGCCGAGUAUCGACAAUCUCGAGUACAUUGGAGUCAUUGCUGACGGUUCUGGGAGGGAGUGGAAGCGAUGGAAGGUUAUCAUUAGGCAUACCGUCGAUGGUGGAGCGGUCUCCGAGACCAGUAUCAAAGGACCUUAGACCAGAGACCGCUGCUACCGCAACAACUGUAGAAACUGCGAUAUCAUACUCGACUACACGAUCGCAACGAACUAUCAAGUACGGCACGGGAAAAUUUGCGAACGUCGAACUAUCUCCGCAGCCUAGUGAGGACCCCGAGGAUCCCUUAAAUUGGCCAUUAUGGAAAAAGCAUCUAAACUUAGGAGCGCUACUUUCCAUGGUAGCACUAGUGGGGACGAUGAAAACAGCUUACAUCAGUGUAAACAGCGUUAUCGCGAUGGGGGAAUGGGUCUCAUAUACAGCAGCGGUUGCCCUAACCGCCGUUCCCUUACUGUUAUCUGGGAUAACCGGGUUGGCUUCGUUAAUAAUAUCGCGGAUAUGGGGCAAGCGGCCAGUAUACUUGAUUUCAAUGGUAUUGAUAUUUAUAGGGACCGCUUGGAACACAAGAGUGAGCGGAGAUAUAGCGCAGAAUAUGACUGCGAGGGUAUUUCAGGGAUUGGGCUGGGGCGCUUUUGACACUCUAGUCCUUGGAUCGAUCCAUGAUACAUAUUUUGAGCAUGAAAGGCAAUCCAAGAUUAUUCUUCAUCAUGCCAUUUCAGUCGCGACUAUGCUGGGCUCUCCGCUCCUUGGAGGUGUUGCUUCAGCUGGUUCUAAGGGAUUUGAGUUGCAAUUCGAGAUUAUGAGCGCUUUCCUAACGAUCUCGAUCUUCUUGAUUGUGCUGGGCGCUCCGGAGACGGCGUACGAUCGUGCUAUAUUAGACGUCCAGGUGCCAACCAUUACACGUUCCCAAGCGCUCUGGCCUAAUAUAACCUUCACAAAGGCGGCCGUCUUGCGGUACGUGGCUGAGAUGAAGCCUUGGUCAUUCCGAGCGAACGAAAUCAACUCAUCUUUAAUAUUGCAAGCCCCCCGUGCGAUAGCGGCCCCUACAAAUGUGCUCCUUUUUACCGUCACACUUAUCCCAUAUGCCGGUUUCUGGAGUAUAGUGCAUUCGCUUUCAAUGCUCUUUUCACCCCUCCCUUUCAUGUUAUCCUCCGCAUCCAUUGGUUCCUUAAUGACAGCCCCGUUUCUUCUCGCUACCCCUAUCGCUGUCGCCCUUGCUUUUCCUUCGUUUCUCAAGCGCUUUUCGCGAAUUGUCCAUCUCGCAAUCCUUGCUAUUGGUACUACUUUGGCUUCAAUUGGGAUGUUAGGAUUUGGUCUUUACCUCUCUGGCUCGAUGAACACGCCUAUAGAUAGUGAUGUGGAGCCUUUUACUAUGCCGUGGAGUUAUGGGCUGAACCGGGUCAGUCUCCCGGUGGCGUCAUUCCUGCUCGGUCUUCUAGCAGCCGGGUCUCUUACUCUAGAUAGCACGUUCUGGCCCGUCAUCCAGCGAUCCACGGCUUUCACUUCGGCCAGCCUGGCGGUUUGCCUUCGUAACACAGCGGAUAUGCAUGGCGGCCUGACAAGCUUCCGGAAUCUUGUCGCGGGUACCCUUAUUCUAGGCCUACCUAACACGGUCCUCUCGUGGGAUGACCUCAGGACUGCCACAUUAGGUAUGGGAAUUACGCAGAUUAUCAUAGCGAUAGCAGCGUGUGGGGUGUACUGGUAUUUGGAUGAGAAUUUGAGACGGCUCGACGGCCAGGUGAUGGGUCUUAUCGAUUUGUCUAUGUUGAAGAAAAAUGCUAGCUUUUUUGAGACAGAUUAAGUUAGGUGUUUCUACCUCGGGUGACUUACCAUUUUGAGGUAGAAACUCGACUCCAGGGAUACAUAUAAAAGGUAUUUGUCAAGUUUUGAGAUAUUUUUAGGAACAACUACGCCAUACUAGGCGCGAUGACCCAAGUGACCAUGUAAAUAAAUCCCUUACAUGCGCUUUCGCUCUCC
This is a messenger RNA of Daldinia caldariorum, 2570 nucleotides long. RefSeq names its product MFS general substrate transporter. Bases 424 to 2394 code for a protein of 656 amino acids. Gene Ontology annotation, molecular function: transmembrane transporter activity. The transcript has 2 exons. Gene Ontology annotation, biological process: transmembrane transport. Lineage: Eukaryota; Fungi; Ascomycota; Sordariomycetes; Xylariales; Hypoxylaceae. The record is from RefSeq and is a predicted model, not a curated record.